Schistosoma mattheei is the source of this 2805-nucleotide messenger RNA. NCBI's taxonomy places the organism in Eukaryota, Metazoa, Platyhelminthes, Trematoda, Strigeidida, Schistosomatidae. The record is from the annotation of a GenBank genome assembly.
UCGUGCAACCCAACGGAUACCCAACAGACCCACAGCAAUUAAAAUGGCCGCAACAUACUAAGCUAUUCAAGGUCGUCGUAACGAGACGGAGGACGACUUCGAGUGAACCUGAGUUUUGCCGUCCCGGUCAACAUAGGUGAUUCAAUCGUGCGACAGAAUCCAUGGCUUAAUUAACCUCAUUGGUUCGUUCAUAGUCUCGCCAACAAAACCUUCAGGCCAUUCGUCAUGUAUCUCGAGUUCAACAGUUCCCAAUGUCCCAAUUUUGGGGAAAUGGAACCAAAACGCCAAAAUUUCCCCAGAAUCUUAUUACACUUUGGGGAAAUCGGCCUACAUUUAUUAAUAAAACCACAAACCUUUUCACGAUUUUGGGGAAAUUUUGCGUUUUUCUCCGAAAUUUCCCCAGAAUUUUGCGUUUUCCCAAUAUUUUCCCUGAGUUUGGGUGUUUUCCCCGAAAUUUCCCCUCAUUUUUGCGCUUUUCCCCUAAAUUCCCCCUGAAUUUCGCGUUUUCCCUCCUAGUUAGAUACAGUAUCAAUAAAGUCUACACUCUUUGAAUGUCUGUCAAUCUAUGGGAUGAUUCUGAUUCAGAGGACAACCUGCCAGCUGAAUGGGAACAAACUAGUCAGGGUAAUUUCAUUACUUACUACAACCGCUUGACUGGACUUUCUCAAAGGCCUCAUCCAAUUUCAGGCCAUAUUAAGCAAUUACCACAUGUGUUGCCCAAAGGUUGGUCUUCCUGCUCCGACAAAUCUGGGAGAACAAUUUAUUUAAAUUUAGAAACUGGCUGUUCAACUUAUUCCGAUCCUCGACUUCCUGCUGCCCUAUUGACCCACUCUACAAAAUCAAUUAGAAGUACCCAAUUUAAAUUUGACAAAUUCUCAAGUGUAAAUGAUAUUUUAUUAAAUAAAGAUCUCCGUGGGUUUUACGUUGUUGUAACAAAUUCAGGCUGUGGUCUUGGUUUAUCAAUCGCUGUUCAUCUCGUCCAAUAUGGAGCUACUGUUAUAUGCGCUUGUACUAAAUGUCCAGAAAAUGCUAUUGCUGUAUUUGACAAAACAAAGGCAUAUUAUGAAGGCAGUAUCACUGUAGACUUAACUUUGAAGUCAAUUAAUAAAGAAUCAGGUCAACUAUAUUGGAUACCGUAUAAUCCUUUGGAAUUACAUAGCAUCGUACGAUCCGUUCAUAUAUUACAGUCAUUGAACUGGCCUGUUCAUGCGUGUAUCAUAACUGAUGAUUUGCUUCCUCCUUUCGCUGGAUGGAAUUUCUUCCAAUCUUUUACAAGGAUAGUGUCUUGUUUGCGUGAAAUGAUUCCGUCUAAAGUUUCAUCCUGGUUUCAAUCUAUUUUUAAGUUUGUAACAAACUAUGAAAUACAAGUAUUUAAUUGGUUUGGGAAAAAGAUAAUUCCUGCAUGGAUUCCUGCUUAUUCAUGUGAGUGUUCUUCUAAACAUUUUCCGUAUUUAACUUCCGACGGAUUUGAAGUAUCAAUGCAAUGCAAUUAUUUAGCUCCUGCCUUGUUUUUGGAACGAUUGUUAAAAGCAAGAUUUGAUUCUUUACCUUCUCUUUCAACUAAUUCAUCAGACAAAACAUUUGACAGCUCAACUUUGCGUGUGGUGAUAGUUUCAUCAGAGAUUCACAAAGAGAGUAAUUUACAACACUGUAUUAAGGAACUGAAUAUAACAAAGAUGUUUCAGACAACCCCAACAUCAUUGCAUGACAGUAUGAGACAAUAUGCGAAUUCCAAAUUAUGUAUGUUAUUAUUUAUUCGUGAAUAUCACCAUCUUCUUCGUCGCUUUAGUGAAACAAGCACAACUUCAUCCACUAUACCUACAAUAUUUACUUGUACUGGAUGUGAUCCAUUUAGUGUGUAUUGCAGCAAACAAUUUUUAAUGAAUCUUUAUCACUGGUCUAUCAAAAAUCCAUUUCUUUUAGUACUACAAAUAGUAUACCUUUUAUCAAGACCAUUUGGUAUGUCUUUGGAUCAAGUGAUUGCUAAUCCUGUACUUUGUACUGUUCACAGAGUUGCAACUUUGCAACAAUCGAUAACUGCUCAUUCUAAACUGAUCCCAUAUUUUGAUAAAUGUCGACCUUCCACUACUUUAUUAGAUGAUCUACCACUUUCUGAAUUGGAUUUUUUAUCUAAAACUAUAUUUACCGAUACCAUGAGUAUUUUUUGUAAAUAUGAAUAAUAAGAAUGUAAAUACGUAAAAUCAAGACGACAACUUUUUCCUCUUUCAUGUUCAUGUUCUUCAAUGUACCUUAACAACUUACGUUUGAAAGUCACUUGAUUUUUGUUGUCGAAUUCAUCUUUCAUUCCUUAAAUUAAAACAUGCAUUGGUUAGUUUAUCGUAUGUAUUGAUCUUGAAUUUAUUCAAAGUUUCUAAAAACAACCUUUAUUACUAUAAACAGUGAAUGUUUGGGAUAGUUAUAAACUCAAGAUACUACCGAUUUAUGGUGUACAUGCACAAAAAUGCCUAGAAAAAUUGAUGUUAUGCAAAAUGACAAGUAAUUUGACCAAUCAAACGAAUGUUCAUUUAAUGUAACUAACGAGUAUAAGUCAUCGCGAGGUUGGUUUUAAUCACCAGUAGUAGCAUCUGACUCAAUAUUCAAAAGAUAUCAACCUAACCACAAGACAUUUGUUCUAAGUUCCCGUAAAAUGACACAAAACGCCUCCCCAUUUCGCCUUAGCACUGGUUUUACAGCCGUUAUCGUCUACCAAUUAAAAAUUGCAUUCGAGUUCUACAAGCCAGAGCUUUCUGCUUUUGAAAGGUUAAGGUCGUUUUCUUAUAUAGUGUUCUCUCAUAUCCAGUAUCC